AUGCCACCUCCUAAAGUGGGUCGAGAAGCUGGCGGUGGAAGAAUGUCAAGGACAUCUAGGGGAGUCACUCUAAGAGGAGCCCCAAGUGGAAGCGGACAGGCGAGAAAUGCCUCGCAGGGAGGCCAGACAUCCACCUCUCGAGUGUCUUGUGGGUACUAUAGGAAAUCCAACCACAUUGAGGAUUAUUGCUGGCGAAAGGCUCGAAAGUGCUUACGGUGUGGAAGUAUUGAGCACCAGAUCGCCAAUUGCCCACUGAUUAGUGAUGCCCAACCAGCUGGUAAAUCAAACCCUAAACCAACCAAUGUAGGAAGGACCAGACCAAGGGUGCCAACUAGAGUGUACGUCUUGGAUCAACAGUCGGUACCUGAGCUAUCGGAGGUAGUGGAAGAUACGAUUCCUGUUUUUCAUCGUUUAGCCAAGAUUUUGAUAGACCCUGGUACAACGCAUUCUUUUGUCAACCCCACAUUUUUGUAUGGAAUUGAUGUGAAAGCCGAGAGGCUACCAUAUGACUUAGAAGUGAAAACACCUACGGGUAACCAAUCUUUACUUGCUAAUGGGGUGUAUAGAAAUUGUGACAUUUGGGUUGGUGAGCGGAAAUUGGUAGUCGACCUGAUAGGUCUAGCCAUUAAGGGGUAUGACGUUAUUAUAAGGAUGGUGUGA
This is a messenger RNA of Coffea eugenioides, 660 nucleotides long. RefSeq lists its product as uncharacterized. Lineage: Eukaryota; Viridiplantae; Streptophyta; Magnoliopsida; Gentianales; Rubiaceae. The coding region runs from base 1 to 660 and encodes 219 amino acids. The transcript has a single exon. The record is from RefSeq and is a predicted model, not a curated record.